AUGGACAACCUUAUUGAGGGUCUUCUGAGAUUGGAGUACAGAGGCUACGACUCGACCGGUAUUGCCGUUGACGGUAAAGAAAAGGGUGAAAACUACAUUAUCAAAACCCCAGGUAAAGUCAAGGUUUUGAAAGAAGUCAUUGUGAAGCAAAACAUCGACAGAGACCAGGUUUUCGAUAACCACGUUGGAAUUGCCCACACCAGAUGGGCCACCCACGGUCAGCCACAGAUUCAAAACUGCCAUCCUCACAGAUCUGACCCUACAGGCGAGUUUAUCAUUGUUCACAAUGGUAUCAUCACCAACUACAGAGAGUUGAAGACAUUGUUAUUGUCUAAAGGCUUUGUGUUUGAAUCGGAAACAGACACCGAGUGCAUUGCCAAGUUGUUCAAGCACAUUUACGACACCAACGCCAAGCUGGGCAUCUACUUGGACUUUAAUGAGUUGACUAAGCAAGUGUUGUACGAGUUGGAAGGUUCUUACGGUUUGUUGGUCAAAUCCACCCAUUUCCCAGGCGAGGUGUGUGGAACCAGAAAGGGUUCGCCAUUGUUAGUUGGUGUCAAGACCGAAAAGAAGUUGAAGGUUGAUUUUGUGGACAUUGAGUUCCCAGAAAACCAGGAUGGUUUUGCCAACAACCAGUCUGUAGCAGGCCCUGAGUCUAACUUGAGAACCUCUCAAUCGAGAGCCUUUUUCGCCGAAGACGGUCUUCCUUCGCCAGUCGAGUUUUUCUUGUCCUCGGACCCAGCAUCGGUGAUCCAGCACACCAAGAAGGUUUUGUUCUUGGAGGACGAUGACAUUGCACACAUUUACGAUGGCGAAUUGCACAUCCACCGUGCCAAGAAGUCUAUUGCCGGCGAGUCGACCGUGAGACCUAUCCAAACUUUGGAGAUGGAAUUAAAUGAGAUCAUGAAGGGCCCAUACAAGCAUUUUAUGCAGAAGGAGAUUUUCGAGCAGCCAGAUUCCACUUUCAACACCAUGAGAGGCCGUCUUGAUUUUGAAAACAAUACUGUUAACUUGGGUGGCUUGAAACAAUGGUUGCCCACCAUUAGAAGAUGCAGAAGAAUCAUCAUGAUUGCAUGUGGAACUUCGUACCACUCGUGUUUGGCCACGAGAUCUUCUUUUGAAGAAUUGACCGACAUCCCUGUGUCCGUUGAGUUGGCUUCGGACUUUUUGGACAGAAAGUCCCCAGUUUUCCGUGACGACACAUGUAUUUUUGUUUCUCAGUCGGGAGAAACGGCUGACUCGAUGAUGGCCUUGCAAUACUGUUUGGACAGAGGAGCUUUAACUGUGGGUGUCGUGAACUCUGUGGGAUCGAGCAUGUCGAGACAAACACACUGUGGUGUGCACAUCAAUGCUGGACCAGAGAUUGGUGUUGCUUCGACUAAGGCGUACACCUCUCAGUACAUUGCAUUGGUGAUGAUUGCUCUUUCGUUAUCUAACGAUUCCAUCUCCAAGAGACAACGCCAUGUGGAGAUCAUCCAGGGCUUGAAGAAGGUUCCUGAGCAGAUCAAAAAGGUGUUGGACUUGGAGGACAAGAUCAAGGAGUUGUGUGCUGAAUUCUUGGACAAGCAAAAGUCCUUGUUGUUAUUGGGCCGUGGAUUCCAGUUUGCCACAGCCUUGGAAGGUGCGUUGAAGAUUAAGGAAAUUUCGUACAUGCACUCGGAAGGUGUUUUGGCUGGUGAAUUGAAACACGGUGUUUUGGCCUUGGUUGACGGAGAAUUGCCCAUUAUUGCAUUUGCUACUAGAGACUCUUUGUUCCCCAAGGUGAUGUCUGCCAUCGAGCAAGUUACUGCGCGUGGAGGUAGACCAAUUGUCAUUUGUAAUGAGGGUGAUGAUGUGAUGAGUGACAAGGCGUACGCCACUUUGCAUGUUCCAUUAACUGUCGACUGUUUGCAAGGCUUGUUGAAUGUGAUUCCCUUGCAGUUGAUGAGUUACUGGUUGGCGGUCAACAGAGGCAUUGAUGUUGACUUCCCUCGUAACUUGGCGAAGUCGGUUACUGUCGAGUAG
Molecule: messenger RNA, 2004 nt
Organism: Clavispora lusitaniae ATCC 42720
Lineage: Eukaryota; Fungi; Ascomycota; Pichiomycetes; Serinales; Metschnikowiaceae
Gene: GFA1
Product: glutamine--fructose-6-phosphate transaminase (isomerizing)
Biological process (GO): fructose 6-phosphate metabolic process; protein N-linked glycosylation; UDP-N-acetylglucosamine metabolic process
Molecular function (GO): L-glutamine:D-fructose-6-phosphate transaminase (isomerizing) activity; carbohydrate derivative binding
Source: RefSeq, a predicted model, not a curated record